Molecule: messenger RNA, 2589 nt
Organism: Vitrella brassicaformis
Lineage: Eukaryota; Vitrellaceae
Source: the annotation of a GenBank genome assembly
UUAUUGGCGUCUCUCAAUGGUGAUGCUGCCGUUCUCGAAACCCAUGGUGUAUGGUGUGCUGAGCAGGUUGAACACGGCCAGCUGCGAGUGAAAGAAUCGUUCGCCGGCCGCACGCAAACUGCUCCGGAGGAAGGCCGACGCCUUGCGCACUCCCGGCCUGCUGAUGAUGCCCACGAGUGAGGCCAUGAGCAAGCCAUACACAGCCUCGACAGUGUCGCCCUGGGAGAGGUGAUCUGACAGACAGCAAUACCAAAUGCGAUGGACGUUCUCUCUCCCUCUCCCUCUCCCUCUCCCUCUCCCUCUUGCUGCUUACCACAUAGAGUGAUGUCCACCUCAUCGACAGGCGGCAGCUGAUGGCUCGCCCACUUGACCAGGGGGUCCGUGCCCUGGAAUCCAUGACUUCUCCGACCAUCCGAGUGCAGAAUGGUGAACAGCGGUAUGUCGAUCUCCACAGAGAAUCGCCUUCCCGCCGUGGCCGCCGCUUCUCCCUCGCCGCCGCACACCAUCUGGCCCUUGAGCGCCUCGAGAAACGCGACAGCGUUCUCUGGGCUAUCUCUGUACUUGAGGAAGUGCAGGUGGCCGCAUGUGGGCAUCGAGUGGGCGACCGUCCUGACAAGGCCGUCCAGCUGCGUCUCCCGGUCGUAGCUCUUGCAGCGGAAUGUGUCGGCGCGCGGGAAGAAGACCGUGUCUGCGGCAGCGUUGGGGUCCGUGAGGGUGCCAUGCUCUGUGCGGUCGAAGCACACGACGUCAGCGAGCGAAGCGGUCUCGCAAACGAUCUUCUGCACCUGAUUGCAUAGACGCCGACAGUCAGACAAACAGCCAAGGGAAGAAUUUGCCAGAUUGUUGGUCUGCGUCCAUUGUGCGCCAACCAACCCACCUGAGGUGACUCGUUCUUCAUCCACCCGAUGAGCUCGAGGUCCAUCUCGCGGCGACCCCUCCCGCCGGCUGCCGAGUCGACCAGCUGCGGCUUCUGGAGGGCAUCCGGGUGCAUGACCUGCUCCGACAGCAGUGCCACCUCCCGCAGCGCCCCCUUCUGCGUCGCACCACCGAUGUUCCACGCGAUGGGCAGCUCACGAAGGGUCCUACGGCACCCACGGUCGAGCAGAGCUUGGCGCAAGCUGGCCAGGUGGUUCUCUAAGCCAGGGACACUGCUCCCGAUACGUGACUGCAGCUUGAGGGGGCCGAUCGACCUCAACCGGGCGAGGGAGUGGCCGGCCGGAAGCAUGCGGAGGACCUCCGUCUUCUCGUGGAUGCAGCCGUCAUCGUCGAGGACCUCCAGGUGCUCACAUCCGCUCACCCACUGGGCGAUGGCCUCCUGGACUUCACAGCCGUCGUCCGUGAAGGUCAUCACGCGAAGCGAUGGCGUGCGCCACUGUCGGAGGCUGGGCAGCCUCACCAUCGAGCAGGGCAGGCGCCGCACCUCCGUCAGCUUGGACAGGUCGACUGGGGGGGUGGGGGGUGGGGGGUGCGUAUGGGCCGCCCCGUAUAGAAACAGGCUGCCACACUGCCCAUGGGUGUCUUGCUCAAAGCUGAGGACCUUGAUGGACGAAGCGGAAGACGACCCCUCCUGCUGCUCGCUCCGUGCCCUCCUGCCCUGUGCGUUCCCCUCAAUGACGGCGACCCAAAUGCCGCAACACCAGUGGCCGUGGAAACUGGUGUUGCUCUUGGGCAAGAUGACGUGGAUGUGGGUGUGGGUGAGGUUGAUCAUGCGCUGUCCCCACUUGCAUGCCACAGGAAGUGGCAUCUCCUCCCAGAUGUGCCGCACGCCGCCCUUGUUUGAUCCGUCGAUGAUGAGGUGGGUGCAGUUGGCCGCCACCCAGCUGAAGAUGGUGUGGCCGAGUGCUGGUGCUGCAUGCGUCAGGUGCCAUGGCUGAUGAUAGCCGAAGAGGGCCGCCAGCUCAUCGGAGGAGAGACGAAGGGAGGCCUGGUGCAAAAGCAGAGAAGAGACCAAAGGAGGCAACAGAGAAUAGAGUGUCUGUCUGUCUGUUUGUACCUCUCCCUCGUCGGUUGGCUGCUUGCCCGACACAUAGAUCAGUCGGAACGCAGGCGGUUGUGAUAUGGCAGCAGCUGCCUCAGCCACAGUGCCCUGACAUCAUCAUCGAAUCUUGCAUAUAGCUGCCUGUGCGGCGUGUCGUCUGUGCUGCUCCUCACCUUAGCACUGGAUUGACCUGGUAAUGCCUCGAUGGCGGCAUCAAGGGGCACUGAGGCAGGCAAGGCCGCUGCCACAUUGCCGAGUGCAUCGAUGGCCCCACCGACAACCAAGGCAGCAGCGAAGAUCUGGGUCGCUGUCGAGUCCAGCCACUGUGCCGCACUACCCUCAGAUUGACAGGCGCGCGCCUGCGAUGAGCACAAUACGACAUGACAGGCAGAGAUAUGACAUCUGCCGAGGGACUCAAGGUGGUCUCAUCAUCUUACCUUGAUUCUCGACUUCAGGCGAUGGAGUUCCUCUCGGAUGGCUGUUGUAUCGUGGCAGAUCUGCAAGAACCAUCACAGGAUCUUACACGGACAAGGCUCACGUGUGUGAGUCAUCACCUUUUCGACAUCCUCUUGAUCAUUUUUGGCCUCCAUCACGGCACACACUGCGGGCUG